Messenger RNA from Saitoella complicata NRRL Y-17804, 1289 nucleotides. RefSeq names its product mitochondrial carrier protein LEU5. The transcript has 2 exons. The record is from RefSeq and is a predicted model, not a curated record. Bases 1 to 1236 code for a protein of 411 amino acids. Gene Ontology annotation, biological process: transmembrane transport. NCBI's taxonomy places the organism in Eukaryota, Fungi, Ascomycota, Saitoellomycetes, Saitoellales, Saitoellaceae.
AUGCCUAUGCCGCAUCAUGAUGAAGUUUUACCUUCUCCGCCAAUACAGCGAUCAAUAGCAAUUCCCAAGCGACAAGAGGGAGCACCGCCGGUGUGUCCGACCGACGAGGAGGCCAUAACGCCGAGGAAGCCGGUGGUGAGGAAGAGGCAUGAUACUGCUAGUUUGGAUUAUGUCUUGCGGAGUGGGUUGGCUGGAGGGUUGGCGGGGUGUGCGGCAAAAACACUGAUUGCACCUCUGGAUCGAGUCAAGAUUCUGUACCAGACGUCCAAUCCCGAUUUUCAGCGGUAUACUGGUCGGUGGACAGGCGUCUUCGAAGCAGCAGGAGCACUGUACAAGCAAAAUGGAAUCCUCGGCCUAUUCCAAGGCCACAGCGCAACACUCCUCCGGAUUUUUCCUUACGCAGCCAUCAAAUUCGUAGCCUACGAACAAUUCCGAGCCGUCCUCAUCCGAAAACGGGAACACGAGAUCGGUUGGAGAAGGUUCAUGGCUGGAUCCAUGGCCGGUGUGACGAGUGUGUUGUUUACGUACCCUUUGGAGGUUAUUCGUGUACGGCUCGCGUUUGAGACGAGGGCUGAUCAUCCGACGAGUUUUUCGCGGAUAUGUCGGGAGAUUUACCAUGAGCGGGAUCACUUUUCGAUAUUGCCGAAGAGGAAGGGUGGGGCUGUUGCGGGGACUACGUUGCACCCGGCGGGAGAGACGAUCGUACAGGCUGAACUUGCGCAGGCCGCAAAGGCGGAGACUGCGGUGGUACCUGUAACGAGACCAUUGACGGGUAUUGCCAACUUUUACCGGGGCUUUGCACCGACGAUUGCGGGCAUGCUACCGUAUGCUGGAGUUUCGUUCUGGACGCAUGAUAUGAUAGGGGACGUUUUCCGGUCGCCAAAUUUGUGCCAGUAUACGGUGCUGCCAUUGCGGGAUGAUCUCCCGGCCGACUCUCCGCGGCGACGGAGACCGCCACUCACGGUGUGGGCGGAGCUGACAGCAGGUGGGUUGGCGGGUAUGCUGUCACAAACAGCAUCUUACCCACUCGAGGUCAUCCGCAGACGCAUGCAAGUGGGCGGAGCAGUCGGUGACGGCCGAGUAAUCGGAUUCUCAGAGACGGCGAGAACGAUAUGGCAAGCAAAGGGAAUGAGAGGAUUCUUUAUCGGGUUGAGCAUUGGGUACGUCAAGGUUAUUCCUAUGGUUAGUUGCAGUUUCUUCGUGUACGAGCGGAUGAAGUUGGCGUUGGAUAUCUAAGGGCGGCAUACAUCUUAAAAGUCCGGGCGAGUUGAAGGAAAGCGCAGUGUACG